Angiostrongylus costaricensis is the source of this 477-nucleotide messenger RNA. The record is from the annotation of a GenBank genome assembly. NCBI's taxonomy places the organism in Eukaryota, Metazoa, Nematoda, Chromadorea, Rhabditida, Metastrongylidae.
AUGAAAAUCCACCCCUGCUGUGGGCGACCGAUGGGUGUGGCAGGUUGUCAAUAUUCGCAGAGCCACGUAACAGAUACUAUGAGAGAGUCGCUUCUUUCCGACUUCUAUGCAACGCCUGAACCAACAGGCCCUUCGGAUCCUCGUAGUGAGACGUUCUACGCUCUCGACUGCGAAUUCGUUUAUACGACGUGGGGCAAAGAACCGGCCAGAAUCACGUUAGUUGACGAGUUUGGAGCUCAUGUGAUCGACUGCGUGUUUCGCACAGAACACGAGCUGGUCGAUCCAAACACGCAGUACUCGGGCCUCACUACGGAAGAAGUUGAAAACAACGAUCUAUCAUUGGAAGAUGUGAGAGAGUUAUUGUUUGAGAAAGUGAACGCUAAGACAGUGUUGAUAGGCCAUGCCCUCGAGAAUGAUCUGAAGGCCUUGCGAAUUGUCCACGACACUGUCGUCGAUACUUCUGUGUUAUUUUCGUAA